This is a messenger RNA of Puccinia triticina, 273 nucleotides long. RefSeq lists its product as uncharacterized. The coding region runs from base 1 to 273 and encodes 90 amino acids. The record is from RefSeq and is a predicted model, not a curated record. Lineage: Eukaryota; Fungi; Basidiomycota; Pucciniomycetes; Pucciniales; Pucciniaceae. The transcript has 2 exons.
AUGUCACCCAACCAUACUAACAGCCAUACCUCCGAUGAGGUCCCCUCCACCCCACCAAAUAUUGCUGAAAUUUCACCUGAGGUAUCACAAUCUGCCCGCAGGGAAUCAACCCGACUCCGAACCCCCGUUGUAAAACCUGGCUUUGCAUUCACCCAGGUCACCCAAGUUUCCACCCGCACCGGCAAGAAGAUUACUGUUGACACAGUACAGGACUCGGACGAAGAAAACGCCAAAGUCCAAGACAAAUCCAAGAAAGUGUCAAAGGACGGGUAA